AUGACAAACUCAAGCCUUAAUAUAAAUGAUCAAUACUGGACAUUACGGGCAGAGGAGAUUCCGGACGAAGAGAAGAACCUUGGUCCUCAUGAUCGCUUAAUUCAUGUUUAUCAUUUCACCAAGGAAACGGCACAAAAUCAAAUGCAAGUUCAGAAUUUUGGAGAACCUUUCUUUUUGGUCAUUCGUGAAGGUGAAACUUUGGCUGAAGUUAAAGUGCGAAUUCAGAAGAAGUUGCAGGUUCCGGAUGAGGAAUUUUCAAAGUGGAAGUUUGCAUUUUUGUCACUGGGACGCCCCGAGUAUCUUCAGGACACUGACAUUGUGUCCAGCCGUUUCCAGAGAAGAGAUGUUUAUGGUGCUUGGGAGCAGUACCUUGGCUUGGAGCAUUCUGAUACAACUCCUAAAAGAGCUUACGUAUCUAACCAGAAUCGUCACACGUUUGAGAAGCCAGUUAAGAUAUACAAUUAAGGAAUCUUAAGAUGGGAUCUUUAGCUCCAAGCUCAAUAGUGCAUCUCUCCCGAGUUCAUGCGAUUGUAAAAAAAGUUGGGACUCUGCUGAUUGAAGAUGGGAUUGAGUGUCAUAGAAAGAGGUCACUAGCUUGAGGCUACCUGUCUUCUCUCCUUUUUGUUUCUAUUUUCCAGUGAAUUGGUGGUUUUGUAGGGCGAAAUUUUUCCGUCAAUUUUUCUGGGGAGGGAACCUUUCUCCUAGGUCUUGCUCCUUGUUCAUACAAGAAAGUAGUAUUUGUUGCUCCCUUUUUUUUUUCCUCCCUUUCCAGGCGCUUCUCUGGUUUGGAGGGACUCAGGUUUGUUGCUUUCUUUGUGUGUAGUUAUUGGUAAUACCAAGGUUUUGAUUUGUGGGGAUGUAAAGUGGUAGGGACUCGUGGUUUAUGCUCCCUCCUUGUCCAUUGCGUUUGAUGUAUUUUCCAGUUUUCACUUCCCCUCUUUUGAUUGUGUACAUUGUCAUCUUAUAAUGGGGGAUAUGCAUUUGUAAGAAAAACAGAUCGUCUUAGUUAAAGAUCCAUGUAAUAGCCCUUUUAUUCUAAUGCAAUAUAAAAUGUUUUUCUUAUUA
Coffea eugenioides is the source of this 1065-nucleotide messenger RNA. Its product is annotated as ubiquitin carboxyl-terminal hydrolase 12-like. The record is from RefSeq and is a predicted model, not a curated record. NCBI's taxonomy places the organism in Eukaryota, Viridiplantae, Streptophyta, Magnoliopsida, Gentianales, Rubiaceae. The coding region runs from base 1 to 465 and encodes 154 amino acids. The transcript is spliced from 7 exons.